Pipistrellus kuhlii (Kuhl's pipistrelle) is the source of this 2564-nucleotide messenger RNA. RefSeq names its product G3BP stress granule assembly factor 1 (gene G3BP1). Gene Ontology annotation, cellular component: cytosol; ribonucleoprotein complex. The transcript is spliced from 12 exons. The coding region runs from base 227 to 1651 and encodes 474 amino acids. The record is from RefSeq and is a predicted model, not a curated record. Gene Ontology annotation, molecular function: mRNA binding. Lineage: Eukaryota; Metazoa; Chordata; Mammalia; Chiroptera; Vespertilionidae.
UAGUCCCCUGCGGGCAGCAUCCGCCCCGAAAAGCCGCCCUGCUGCUGCGGAGGCUGCGGCGGCUGCAUUUGUCCUGGAGCCGCUCCUGGGCUUCCAGGGAGACCAGGGUUGGACGUGGGCUGAAGACAAAGGAAGAGAGAGAGAGCGUUUGGGCUUCCUUUCUGUUUGUAUUCGCGUAGGUAGCCGCUGGGUGUGCUGCCCUAAAAGCGCCUGGGAAAAGUAUCCGAUGAAACGAGUUGAAUUGACCAAAGCAAUGGUUAUGGAGAAGCCUAGUCCCCUGCUGGUCGGGCGGGAAUUCGUGAGACAGUAUUACACUCUGCUGAACCAGGCCCCAGACAUGCUGCACAGGUUUUAUGGAAAGAACUCUUCUUAUGUCCACGGGGGAUUGGAUUCAAAUGGAAAGCCAGCAGAUGCAGUCUAUGGACAGAAAGAAAUCCAUAGGAAAGUGAUGUCACAAAACUUCACCAAUUGCCACACUAAGAUUCGCCAUGUUGAUGCUCAUGCCACUUUGAAUGAUGGUGUAGUGGUCCAGGUGAUGGGAUUGCUCUCCAAUAACAACCAGGCUUUGAGGAGAUUCAUGCAGACAUUUGUCCUUGCUCCUGAGGGCUCUGUUGCAAAUAAGUUCUAUGUUCACAACGAUAUCUUCAGAUACCAAGAUGAGGUCUUUGGUGGCUUUGUCACUGAACCUCAGGAGGAAUCUGAGGAAGAAGUAGAGGAACCUGAAGAAAGACAGCAAACACCAGAAGUGGUACCUGAUGAUGGUGGAACUUUCUAUGAUCAGGCUGUCAGCAAUGACUUGGAAGAACAUUUAGAGGAACCUGUUGCUGAACCUGAGCCUGAUCCUGAACCAGAACCGGAGCAAGAACCUGUAUCUGAAAUCCAAGAGGAGAAGUGUGAGCCAGUAUUGGAGGAAACUGCUCCUGAGGAUGCUCAGAAGAGUUCUUCCCCAGCACCCACAGACAUCGCUCAGACAGCGCAGGAAGACUUGAGGACAUUUUCUUGGGCAUCUGUGACCAGUAAGAACCUUCCACCCAGUGGUGCUGUUCCGGUUACUGGGAUACCACCUCAUGUUGUUAAAGUACCAGCUUCACAGCCUCGCCCAGAGUCUAAGCCUGAAUCUCAGAUUCCACCGCAGAGGCCUCAGAGGGAUCAAAGAGUUCGAGAACAACGGAUAAAUAUCCCUCCCCAGAGGGGACCUAGACCAAUCCGUGAGGCUGGUGAGCAAGGUGAUGUUGAACCCCGAAGAAUCGUGAGACACCCUGACAGUCACCAACUCUUCAUUGGCAAUCUGCCUCAUGAGGUCGACAAAUCAGAGCUUAAAGAUUUCUUUCAAAAUUAUGGGAAUGUGGUGGAGCUGCGCAUUAACAGUGGUGGGAAAUUACCCAAUUUUGGUUUUGUUGUGUUUGAUGAUUCUGAGCCUGUCCAAAAGGUUCUUAGCAACAGGCCCAUCAUGUUCAGGGGUGAAGUCCGUCUGAAUGUGGAAGAGAAGAAGAAUCGAGCUGCCCGGGAAGGAGACCGACGAGAUAACCGCCUGCGGGGACCUGGAGGCCCUCGAGGUGGGCUGGGUGGCGGAAUGAGAGGCCCUCCCCGAGGAGGCAUGGUGCAGAAACCAGGAUUUGGAAUGGGAAGGGGAAUUGCUCCAAGGCAGUGAAGUGCUCUUCACUGAUUGAUCUUCACGCAGCAGUACAAACCCUGUUCCUGCAGAAUGGUGAUUUCUUCAACCAUCCUUUGGUAUCUUGCAGUAUGACCCUGGUCUCUUAUAAACUGCUUAAGUUUGUACAAUUUUACUUUUUGUGUUAAUGGUGUGUGUGCCCUCCCUUUCUCUUUUCUCUCCUCACCUAUUAUUCCUUCACUUCCAAUUUUGUGGAAUGAUAUUUUAGGAAAAAUGGAUUUUUAAAGAAGAAAAGAAAAAAAAGACUGAAUUUUCUUGCUUUACUUUGCAUAUACAGACUGGAUUUUUUUUUUUUUUUUUUUUAAACAGCCAUUUCCCCAAAGGAAUGUGUUGCUUAUUACUGACAUUUGGUAUGUUUCAUUCGUGGGAUAUUUCUUACUUAUUUUCUACAUGUUUCAAAAGCCUUUGAGAAAUACAGGAUUUGAUAAACAUUUUGAAGGCAGGAAAACCCCCAAAAUUGUUUCCUUUGAGAGUCAUGACUACCUUCUGGUGUGGAGAAACUGCCAUUGGAAAAUUUAACAAUUUUGAUUCUCUCUGAUAUGGAUAAAAACUGAAUAAAAGAUGUUAGUGAAGUUUUUUCUUUUGAUAUGUGAUCACAAAACAAUUAUAAAAUCCACUCUUCUUACUGUUGAAAUUUAAAUUGUGAGAUACGUUUUAAAUGUCUAGAAUGCAACUGAUGUACUCUUCUUAAAUUAUUAGGGGUUAUUUUGGAGUAGAAUUUAUUUUUAUGUUUAAUUUGUAUUUGUUAACAACAGAAAAAAAGACAACACCCUCCCGCCACAAUCCGAAUAACACAAAACCAGAGCAAAACUGUUGUGCCUUCUAUUAUCUUUGAUUCCGGUCUUGGCAAUUGUUGAAAGAAAAAUGAUAAUAAUAAAAAAUCUAGAUUUUU